AUGUCGACAGUCCUGUCCUAUUUGCGGUCAGGAAAAUCGGUCAACGUAGACGACGACGACAGUAGUGUAGACAAGCGUAAAUCGAGCGCCGAGUUUCGUGGUUUUUCUGUAAAGGAAAAACCAGAACAAAGUAUACCGAAGUCGAAAGGUAAAAGUAAAGUAAACGUCGAGCACGUAUCUGAGUCAGCAGGUGAUACCGAAGCUGGUCCAAGUUCGUCGGGUUCCGGUGAUAUUUCCAACGAUCCGUCGAUCCCUGUUGAUUCCGUUCCUCCUCCGUCUAAUCCACCAUCUGGUCCUCCACCUCCUCCACCUCCUGGUCCAUCCGACGACGAGUCCGAAGGUAGUGAAAGUAGCGACGACGAGUCCGACGACGUAGCAGCUGUAGAAUCCGAUUCGAGCAGUUCGUCGAGUGAAAGUAUGUUCGGUGCCGGUGAUAGUCGCGUAAUGGAGUCGAUGGUCUUUCGCGGUACGGGCUUCGUGUCCUGGAAAAGAAAAAUAAAGGUUAUUUUGGCGGCCAAAGGACUUCAAACCGCGAUUCUCGAAGUAAAUAUGUUAUCGGCGCGUAAAAAAGCGAAAGCUCUCGAAAUUUUAAUUAGUUUGAACUCGUCCGGUAAUUCGUCGAACGGUAACGGUGAUCGUAACGGUAAUAGUGGCUUCGUACAAGCCAAAGAUCGUACCUGCUAUAAGUGUCACAAACGUGGCCAUAUGGCCAGAUCCGCCGGAGGGAAUUAUAGAAACGAUACCAACCCUCGGGGAAGUAUCGUUUGCUAUCGAUGCAAUCUAACCGGGCAUAUAGGUCGUAAUUGUCCGCAGAACGGUGAUUCGUCGCGUAAUAACGGUGGUAACGGUUCGUCGAGUGGUAUGUCGGGUUCGGUCGUAGCAGUUUCGGUGAUAGUAUCGCGAUUUCAAAUUUCGGAAAUUCGCGUAACGUAA
Molecule: messenger RNA, 933 nt
Organism: Planococcus citri (citrus mealybug)
Lineage: Eukaryota; Metazoa; Arthropoda; Insecta; Hemiptera; Pseudococcidae
Product: formin-binding protein 4-like
Exons: 3
Coding region: 1-933 (310 amino acids)
Molecular function (GO): nucleic acid binding; zinc ion binding
Source: RefSeq, a predicted model, not a curated record